Messenger RNA from Anarrhichthys ocellatus (wolf-eel), 18717 nucleotides. It is a transcript of the gene srrm3, whose product is annotated as serine/arginine repetitive matrix 3. The record is from RefSeq and is a predicted model, not a curated record. Gene Ontology annotation, molecular function: mRNA binding. The coding region runs from base 16615 to 18618 and encodes 667 amino acids. NCBI's taxonomy places the organism in Eukaryota, Metazoa, Chordata, Actinopteri, Perciformes, Anarhichadidae. The transcript is spliced from 14 exons.
CAAGGCCGCAGAGGAAUAAAAAGCAGGAAAAAAAGGUGGCGCUGCCAGCAAAAAGUGUGCUGAAAAGAUGAAUGCGGGCUCUGACCUUUUCCAUCUUCUCUUUGCCGAGCACGCUGGGAAUUCAUAUCAGCCCGGCCUGCUGCAGUCGCCGCACUGCCUCCCCCUUUUCAGAGCGAGCCCGGACCUAAAAUACCAGUUUGCUCCCUUUAUCCUCGGCUCAGAUGCGGCUGAUGCGUCUAGCGGCUUGAACUCGGCGUUACAUAUCCGUCCACGUUAGUGUCUUUGUCAGAACGGUGUGUGUGUUCAACUCACUCCCCGCUGUCAGGGAGAGUCAUGCAGCUGUUAUGGGGGAGGGGGUGAAUCAAUCAUGCUCUACUGCUAUGAUGAUGUCAAAUCAUGUGGAUGUUGGAGUUGACGGAUGUCUCUCUGUCUCAGUGUACGUAUGCCUGUGUGUCUGAUAGAAUGGUCCUCCUCAGUUAGAUGAUUGGGAGCGUUAUGACCCAACGGCUGCUGGUAAAUAAUAAAUAACCCGUUUAACAGAAAGACCAGCCCACUUCUCCGGCAGCUUGGGUUUUACUUUACACUUUGAUCAUCUCGUAACGUGGAUCGCUGGCCACUUAACACCACCUGGACGCAGAUUUCGAGCAAUUAUGCCCUCAAGGGACGAGUUAGGAGUAAAAAAAAGUUAUUUGCCGAAGUAUGAGGAAUAAGACACAUAUAUCAUGCAACUCUCUCCUGCAGCACAGUGUAAAAGUGACAUUUUAGAGCAAAUUAUCACAUUAUUAAACACGAGAAUUCCCUCUACAUCCUUUACUGCAUCCUUAACAUCUUCAUUAAUUAACAAGUGAAAUGAACCCUAAUCUAAUAUUUGUAAUAGUGUGAUACAGUGUAUGAUAUUUACUGAAUAUAAGGAUGAAAUGAUAUGAAAUUGAGUGAAAUGAUAGCAAAAAGAAUACUUAACUGGAGCAGGUAAUAAAUUCUGCUGCUGAUUGACAAGAUGCAUCUGAAAUGUAGUACGUCAAUGACAAUGCAGACAAUGAAGACACAUAGAAAGUGAUUGCAAACAAAUGCAGCUAUUUUAGGGCUGGGCAAUAUGGAAAAAAUAUCUAAUAUCACAACAAUAUUAUCAGGUCAAAACUUUCAUUUGUCCUUUAUGUUUUGUGACCAAAUGUCUGCAAAACUAAUGACGUUACCAUCAGCCUCAUCUGUGAGUUGUGCAAAGGGCUAAUAGGCUAAAGUUAGCGUGCUAAUGCGCUAAACUAGGAUGAUAAACAUUAUACCUGCUUGACGUUAGCUACUUUGUCAGCAUUGUCAUCAAAAACAUGUUAGCAUGUAGCUCCAUGCACUACUGCGCCAAAGUAAGAAGUACAGUAAGUCCAAACAUCACCUUUAGCAGUUUGAUGAAUACAGACCUUUCACUUUGAUAAAUUGGUAUUGUGAAUGUGUGGUUAUUAGUAAAGGAAAACAACAGCAGCAAAAAUAAAAUGGAGAAGACCUGUAGUUUUUCCAAAAGCACCAGUCAUUUCCUUUAAAUAACGAGGCGUCCCGCUGUUAGUGGAGACUCGUAGAGCACGCCAACUGAUUUUACUACCAACACUCUUAUUGGCAGCUGGCACAAGUUAAAUCGGGAAAAAACAAAUCACUCGCGAUAGAUACACACGAAGAAGGACAAAAAUAUCAGGAGAACAACCCUUCUUUGUGAAAUCGCAUCCAUAACAUGUACUCUGAGUGUGUGAAGUGAGCCUAACAUGGCAGCCAGUGAGUAUCUAUGGUAACUACAAUCUUCUGAGAGACAGUCUACAGGUAUAUGGACAUGGAUAGUGGAUGGUGAAUUAUUUAGCUCUAUCAGACAGUGUCUGCCAGACGCAGCCCCCAGACUGUGAAUUCAAACCUGAUAUUGGACUGCGAGGAGGACGAGCUAUAUAAGGUGACAGCCCCCCAGCGACAGACCCUCUCAGUGGAAAAUCCACAACAAACAGAUCGCUGUCAAGCUAAAUAUCCUUCCUAUACCGUAGGUUUUUUUUAGUGUAAUUUGUAGCCAGUUUCACUCAGAAUACGGCAUUGUGCAGUCUGGUUAUUUGAAGAUAACGAUGUCAGAUGCGUUGUGGGUAUUCUGCAGACAUGUCGAAGCGUCUAUUCCGCCGAGAGGCGAAGUAACACAUUACUGCCGUCAGCAGAGGAAAUCCUCUUAACAUCUCAUACGAUCACAUCCUUUUCCAAACCUCUGUCACCACUUUGACGAAGCAACCGCAAGCAAUUACUCUGACUAAUUGUAUCCAGUUUAUGGAAUGAAAGCAUUGGCAGCAUGAGAAGCCAGUUCAUCAACUGUGGAAGGAUCAGCAAGAUUCUGUCCAGAAAACCAUUCACUACAUGUCAGUGUUAGUAUUGUUUGUUAUACAAAGAAAUAUAUGCCAGCAAAUACAAAGUACUACCUACUGGUGUCUUUACAGGUAAAGAUACAUAAAAACCCGAUGAUUAGCUUAUAAAAUGCAAUGUAUUAGCAAAGAUUUAAUCAGUUGCUCCUUACCUUUUUAGAAGAGUGUAGUUGUGGUCCCUUGUCCUGAUUCAGAUGAGUUGUUAGCAGUUCCACCAGACAUGUUUUCUCUAAACCUCUCACAUUUUUUUCAUUUGAGUAACCGCUCAAGGCCCGACAUGGUCAAAUGAUUCAAUAUUUCACAAUAAAAGCAAAGAUUAGAUAAAACAUCACAAACGUACCACACCUUCUGGAGGUAUUGAGAAAUCAUGAAAUAAUUACAUUUUGUCAAUUAAUCCAUUCUCCCUUCCAUCCCCGGUUACUUCCUCCCCACAGUAUUUAUAGUCAUCUUUUAGGGAGCUAUGGUUGAAGUUUUUACUGCAGCAUUUAUAGUAAAUUGUUCAUUUUAUAAUUGUACUACUCAAUCUUUGCUACGAUAUCUCGGUAAUUGGACUAUUGGACUAGAGUUCACCAGCAGUUGGAUGAUGGAUGGUGUUAACUGUAAAUUGCAGUCGUGAGUCAAAAGUUAUAUUGCAUUAAAUUCUUAAAUGUGUUGAAGGAAUAUUAAGGGGGUUGUAUGUAUGAGAUUGUACAUUGUGGUCAUCUGUAAUACACAACUCAUUUGAAUUCAUCUACCACACCUGCAUAACUAGUUUACAACAUGCAGGCUUAUUUUCCUCUCUGUCAUACACUAAUGCUUCUUUUUUUUGUACCAUGUUACUAUCAAAGCUUCCCAUCCCUGAUUUAGUGAGCAAUUUAAACUUCAUGCAAUCAGUAGAAUUUGCACUUUGGUCAUAAGUGAAAUGAAGCCGUUUCCAGCUCCUUAUGCUAAUUAGGCUGAUUAAACGGGAUGCAGUCAUUUUCCAGUUGUGCCUGCAAAUACAGCAGAAACCCUUUCUGUGUUGUUUAAGUAGAACACUUGAAAAAAGUGCAGCUUUAUCCACACGCAUGCGAACAUUAGACUCGAGAGAAUACGCUGCAAAAAGAACAGUCAUAAUGAGAACGCCAACGAGAGACAAUUAAACAAAGAGCCUCCAGAUCAGAUGCAGGAGAGGGAUGAAAACACACCGACGGUGAAACGGAGCCGUCCUGGGAGCUCAGCGAGGCCAAACACCGGCGGCGCGCUGCAGCAAUUCACACAGCAGAGACCGGCGGAACGUUUAUGGACCCUGGAUGCCAAUUUCCUAUCAAGGAGAAUGUUUGGGCUUCAUUGCUCUCCGUGGACCUUUACUGGAAGAGUUAGAAAUGAGUAUGUGGUGGGAGGCGGGCACAGAGCGGUGAGGUAAGAGGACAUUGAGGCCCUGCGCUCCUCCCAGGCCGCCGCUCCGCCCUUGUUAAGUUAUUCUUGGCCGGCAAGGGCUUCAGCGAGAAGAUGGAGGUAAAGAGGGACAUUUUACUAUUGCUAUUGUGCUCGAGUCGGAGCAUUUGUCCCUGGCAGCGCCUCUAUUUACCACGGGUACCCACUUAUAUUAACCAGUCUGAUAAAAGAGACUCACCUUAAGAGCCUUUCUAUCUCGGAAGGCUCACAGUAGCCAUUAAAGAGCUUUUGUUGACUCACAUUUUGAAGGGGUAUUAUGCUUUCUUAGCAAUGGGAACUUACCGGCUUUAUCGCCCUCUUACAUAAGGAGUGUAGACCUUCUAGUCCUUUGAUACGCUGCAGUGCUGUUGUCGCUGGAUAAUUGUUUUGUUGCGAGGAGAAUCUCAUCUCCUUAGAAGACACAAGGUUCAAGGAUUCUCGAGCAAGAUCAGAUAGAAACAUUAAAUGUGUCUCUCAGAGAGGCGCACGUUUCAGGCUAUUAAUAAUGUCUCUGCUAGUUAGAUGGAUCUUUAUCGGUUUUGUGUCAACAACAAUCUAUCGAACCUGCAGAAAGCGUCGGGUGAAAGUGAGUGUCAGCCGAAGUUCUUUUCAUACAUGAAAUUGGCUCGACCAGCUUGAAAUAUAGGUGAGAACCUUCAGCAUGUUUUUCAAAGCAAUAAACUUCAACAAUAAAUGAAACCACAGUAGACUUCAAAUAAUACUCUGCUGUGCAAGGACUCAGCGGUGAAUAGUGUACAGUGUUUUGUCAAGCGACCCUGGCCUCCUCCAGAGCCGUGCUACAGGAAAAGUGUGUGACCUUUACGCGCUCAGUGAAGGCAAGCGGCCCCUGGGUGCUAGGCCGGGGGGGCCCCGACGAAUGCCGCCACCAAACUGCUCGGCACUUUGGCAUUUUUCUUUUGUUCCGUUCACAACAGGAAAUGUCCAUUUGCAGGUCUGGAGCUCUAGCACAGACAUGUUGCAGCCUGAAUAAAAAGCAGGAAUGAAAAGAUGUUGUUUUUCUCCUUCUGCACAUCGGAAUCUGACUCUCAUCUGGAUUCUAUCCUCUAUCCUUCAACCUCAUCGAUUAACCCCACAGUGUGGAGCACAUCUUUUGAUGGGUUUAAAGGAGUCAGCUGUCAGGGGAAAUUUCAUGCCGAAUGCCUUUUCCAUUCGGGGGAAACGGGAGAAUCUACCUCCUCGGGGGCACGCAGCUAGGCGCCGAGGACCAUGGAUCAUCUCGGUUCUUUUAAAGCUCACAUUAUGAGUCAGGAAGCGUGCGAGGUCGCACAGCUCACUAGGCCGACACAAAGCAAUGCAAAGUUCUAUGUUCGACCCAUCUGCAACUGGUUGAUGAUUAUACCCUUCAAGUAGCUUUCAAGCACUCGGGGCAUUGGACCUCAGGCUUUUAGCGUUGGCAGCUGUGCAGUUGUUUAAUUAAGGGGGAGGGUUUGUGAGGAUGUUAGCCAUUUAUUCAGAGGCAACAAAUAUGAUUACCAACAGAAAGUGGGAAAUGUGGGAGAUGGACAGGAUUAGAGUGAGUUGAGUAAGGGCAGAAAUGGAUCUGUGAUCUAGUUACCCUCAGGGUAAGUGUGUUAGAAUCUGACGAGAUGGUGGAAACUGAGACUUGGCUCUGAAUAGCUGAUGAGACAUGAUAAAGACAUGUCUUGCAACACUGCCAGCCUCCUGACAGUCAUGCCGCUGUCAGUAACCAUAAGCCUGACAUAUUAGGUAAUACGCAGCUUUUAUUUUUUGCAGAGAGUUAGAUGACGAGAUUAAUACCAUGCCACCAGGAAGCAAGUAAGAGUAUUUCCAAAAACGUCAAACUUUUGCCUUAAAUUACUUUCAUAUUCUACCCAUGCCUACAUAAUCUCUUGGCAAAUCGUAGGAGUUCUGGUCUUGCUUCGUAGUCCGAGUAAUUUUGAGGAUUUUGAGGAUUUGGUUGAAUAAACAGUGUGGAGAGCAAAAGCGGUGUUUUAGCCAAAAUGCUAUCUCGGAAACCCAACGUCUAUCAUCUGACGACUAUUCAGCUCUUAAUUGGUUUAGAUUUAGUUGUAAACUGGUAACCUGUGAGACAAUCUGGUCGCACACGUCGUCUCUCAAUUCCAUUUCUAUAUGUACAAUAUGGAUCGAAACUUACUGACGGCUUUCUGUAAGCAGACAUAACUGUCAGGAGUUUGACAAUUUGAGUCAAACUCCUGACAGCAUGAACAGAAAUGAAAACUGCUCUUGUUUGGGAUUUUUCUAUUUUGCAUUUUUCUAUCCAAAAAUCCAUAAAUUGGCAAAAACCUAUCUUAAAUUGUUGUUGUUGAUUAGUUUUUCUAUGAUUUAUUUUCCUCUAAUGAAAAAUUCAACUCAUAAACAUAACAUGGAAACUCUAAGCUUUUUGACACUAAUGUGUCGACACUCAGUUGUAACUCUUACUACUUGCAGAAAAUCCUACCGAUGCACUCUUCGUGUCUGUUGUAUAUUCAUAGCUGAGCAUUACACAGGUACAUUUGGAGCCUCUGUGUAGAUUGGGGCACAUUUUCUAAGAGAGCCGGAAGAGCGGGAGAGACCAAUGCUCAGCAAGGGACUUAAGCCAGAGUGCUGGGAGAGGAAACAGAUGGCAUUGGUGGAGGGAGUGGGGGCGGGUGGUGCCUGGCCAGAGGAUAUAACAGCAAGCCUGGACACACUCAUCCUCGGUCCGCUGCCUCCCAGGGGAUUAAUAAGCCCAUCAUGGCUGCUACCCAUAUGGGGAGCCACAGAAGGGAUGUGACACUGAAGGGGGGGUUGUUACUGUUAGCCAUUCUGUCUUCUAAUGUCUCACCAUGACUCCGUAAUGUUCGGGGAUCAUGUUAUUGUUGCAGCUGUAACAUGCCCAGUCAGCCUCAUUUUGUCGAGCAAUUUAGGGCGGAUGAAGAGAAUCUGAGAAAGGUAGGGGGGGGGCCCACUGAGAGCAAUUAGACAACAACUGCAGGUGUUCAUCCUUUAAGUUAUGUUUACAUCGGCAGAGCCAAGCUUAUGAUUGGCGUAGAAACUCUAACAACGGCUGAAGCGUCCUGUGCAGCUGCUGCUGCGUCAGUAUCGACUUUGUCUGGAGCCGCAUCGGUGUUGGUGACAUUUCUUGUAUUCUCACAUCACCUCCGGUGCGGCCGAGGGCUCUGUCUAACCUUUGAGGCGCCAAGUGGUAGCCCACUGGAAGAGCAGCAGCCAGCUCACCUGACCUUUACGAGAGCUUUCAAAGUGUCCCCCCCCCCAGUCCCCGUCCCCUCACAACCUCCCUCUCCCUCCUGCCUGCUGGCUCCUCUAGACCCCGGUGUCUAGUGCUGACAAGCUGGAUCCGCCACCAUCCUCGGUCCCCCAGAGAGCCGACCGGCCUCUGCAGCCCGUCUCUUGGUAUGGGCUUGCAGACAGUGAAGACAGAUUGUAUUACUGCAGUAAAGCCAGGGACUCCUCUCCGAUGGGCUCUGCUCCAAAAGCACUGUUGGUCUGCGUGUGGGUGUACGUGUGACGAACAAAAUCUUCCAUGCCACCACCACCUUUAACCAGACAUGAAUUCAAUGCAUUGUCACACAAUGUAAAAAAACAAGAACCGGAGAUCACAUUUCUUUGGUCAUUAUUACAUGGAUUUGAAUGCAAAUGUUGCAUCCCCACAGUGCAAAAAGUGUUACAUGUGCACAUGUGGGUUCGGGGCUGGUUGGUCAACCAAUGACCUGCUGAGGAGGAAUUGUAAUGAACUGUAAAAUCAUAUCUCAUUUUCAUGGACUACUUCAUUGCUUUAGACAAUCCCUGUUAAGAAAGUAGUCAAGUAUUAAAGUCUUUAUAAAGAAACAGAGGUUGAAUAUCCUGUAAACUAUUUACACUCCACUCUACAUCCAUAAAAACACGCUCUUAAUGUUAUUCAAAUCACUUCCUGGGAGUUAAAAGUUUUCUCGCAUAGAUAGUUGCGUUCGCCGCCUUUUCCCCACUGAUCAGCUCAGGGCACGCACAGAAGUGAUCCACGCCUGCUUCGCUUCCCAAUCUGUGUAUGAAUGUACAAACUGUUGUUUGUGCCGAGGCUGGGGAUUAUAGCGGGGCGCCUCCUCUGAAAGGUGCCUUAAUCCUGCCCCCAACCUGCAGAUUAUAGAAGCCCCCUGCUUUUUGAAGAUUUCACUCCAUAUCAGCUCCUUCCUGCGGCAUGUAAACACAUUUCGACAGUGAUUAGCCCAGAAACAUUGCUUAAGACCCCCCGAAAAAAUAAAUAAAAUACAGUCUUCAUGAGAUAUCAAAGGCAUUACCGCGUUCAUAAAAGCAUGUGCGUGACGUUUCUCGGGGGCAGUGCGGUGGAGUGUUAAUGCUGGAAUAUGUGCCGCUUCGUAGCCCACUAGCACAUAGUCCUUUCUGACAGAUGGCCUGAGGAUAUCUGCAAUCGGAGCAGGCCCGGAGUUGUGGGAUGUCCAUCGUGGCCUUUUUUUUGCCUCACGCGUGGCCGCCGAUACGGGAGCGCCGCAGAUUAAGAUGUAAAAGCAGGGAGCAGCAACACAGCGAGGGGGGAGGAGGGACCGACCUCACCUUGACAGGUUGAGGGAAGCUGCUUAAAUUUAAAAUUAGUUUUCUUUUUUCAACUGGUGUCUCCAGCUCCUCGGUGUGUACUCCUGUGCGCCUCCUCUCCGCGGGGCAGCGAUGUGAGUGAGGAGCUGAUGACGGAUGGUCGGUGUGUCCUCAUCUCCUGACGGAGGCCUGUUUCCCUCCCUUUGAUCUCGAUCACAUCCUGUCUCUUUCUCACCACGUGGGGACGGACUCAUGGUCACGGCGGAUCAGAGACAAUAGGUGUGACCUGUUCUCCUUCAAUCAGUAAGCCAAUCGGUCUCCCUUUCCCUGUUUGACAUUCUCUCUCGGUCUUCCAGGCUCGGCUUUUCAGUCGGUCAAUAUCUGAGCCACAUUAAUCUCGUCCUCGCCUUCAGUGGCCGUUCGGUCUGAGUUUUUUUUCGUCUGCGCAAGCUGGUCCAAUUUUCAAUUUUCAGCUUUGCAUUUUUCAGUGGAAGCCAUUACUGAGAAAUCCUGUCAAAACAGGGCUUUCUAGCAGGUUGACCUUGAUGAUUCAGUGGAUGCUGUGUCCUCCGGCAUCAGCUAAUCACCGUGUGUCUCCUUGCAAUGAAGAGAAUGCUUCCUUAUGUUGACAAGAAGGAAGUGGACCUGUCAGUGAUUGUGAAGGGGGGGGGGGGAACUCUCCUCCAACUGAGGCCCCCAAAAAUAUUGGGAAAAAUGAUAAAACCUCCUCUAAUUGCUCUCCUCUGGUGCGCCAUCAGACAGCGUUCCUGUUCCGUCAGCAAUCUCCGGUGCGGCCCUCCCCGGGGGACGCCCUCCAUCUCCCCCCCCUCCACGCUAUGAAUGCAGAGAGGGAAGGAGGCGCAGUGCUCAAUCCUGUCUCUCCGCUGUGAAUGAACUGCACGUAUGAGGGGAUGAGAGAGCAGAAGGUGGGAGGAGGAGGGAGAUACUGUAUAUUUCUGCGUCUUAUCUCGGGGAGAAGGGCAGUGUGUGUGACAGGCAGCACAGAGCUCUGCCUCUGAAAAGCCUCCCCCAGUGACACUUGUUCCCUCUCAAAUCUGUGUCUGGUCUAUUACUAUCAUUGAAGCCGGUCUGAAUGUAGAUUUCGCCCCCCCCCACCACCCUGACAUCUCUAAUUGGAGCACGCAGGCAAAUAAUACCCUUGUUUAUGCUUAUAGAUGAUUACAUCCGCACGCAGCCAGCCGUGAAAUAGAAACCAGCUCUUGAGAGUUCCAAUGCACAGGUUACACCCAUGUUUAUUACAAAUGUCUCUGACCAGUGGACAGGCAAGUUGUUUUUAUUUACACAGAGGAGCAACCACAGGUAUUGCACAUACAGUUUCUCUUGCUAUCAUCUUCAUCAAACAACCACCAUCAAAUGAAUUUGAGUCGCUCCUCACGCUUUCAAGAGGCACACUGUGCACAACAGUCUCCAAUGGACUGAUAUUUGGCCCUGUGGUUUUUCUUUUUUUUCUUUCUCCAUUUAGGAUUGAAUGAAGCCUUCGCUGUGCGCUCUGUUUUGUAAAAGCACUUCUGUCCAAAUUAAUUUGAAAUGGAAUGUCGGGGUUGCCUUGGAGACACGCGGGGAUGAUAGUCGCUCCUUUGUAACUCACCUGAGCUGUCACAGCAAAGGAAAUUAAAUAGUCAUUUCACCGUGGGCCGCAGUGAAGACGGGUGAAUCAUAAAAGGAAAUAGUUAAGAUUUGUCAUUGCCAUUGAUUUGUCAAGGCCCUGCAGUGUUUUGCAGCAGAGCACAGAGGGUUACACAUAACAGAACUUCACUGGCAAUUAUUCAAAGGCCCUGAAAACACAAGUUCUCAAUACGGCUGUAUGAAGAAUCCUACGUCAACCCAAAGUUCAAUGUCUUUCGCUUAAUUCACAUUCGAGAGUUCUGUUUUUCUGUUUCUCUCCUCCGUGUUCUACUUCCUGGUGUAAAGUGGGCUUCUACUAGAGAAGGGCGAUGAUUUACAAUUCGGGAUUUAGCAACAUUUGAAUCAAAAUCGGAGUUGGUGGGUCGAAUGGUCAGUCAGUGAUUUCAUGUCUGUAUUAAUCAAGUCGAUGAGUUGAUUAAUCCUUCGGCCUAUAAAACAUCUGAAAAUAGUGAAAAACCUCCAUCACAAGGCGAUGUCAUCAAAUGUCCAAAACCCAAAGAGAAGGCAAAAGGAAAAGAAGAAAACCUCACACUUGACAACUUGAAAUCUUAAUGAUCAAAUAUCCAAUAUAUCAAAUAUUAUAGCUUAAAAAGAACAAUUCAUCAUUUAUCAAAAUAGUUUAUUUUCAUGGUUAUGGAAUAAUCUAUGAAUGGACUAAUUGUUGCCGCUCAAUAAGUCAAAUCUGAUCAAACCAACCCAUCACAGUCCAGACAACUCACUCACUCACUCAGAAGAAUUAUGUAUUUUUUAACAUUAAACCAUGUAAACAAGUAGUAGUAGAAACCCAACAUAUGAACCUGGAAAUGAGCAUAUGUCCCCUUUAAUGUUAUAAAGAACCUCUUAGCAUUUGAAACUUUAAAUGAUCAAGUUUUAACCCAUUUACUACAAAUGUUCAUAAUUUUGCUAAACAUGUUCUCAUGCGUCCAUUGGUUUCCGUCCAUUUCCAGUAUGAAAAUCUAACAGCAGUAUCUUGAAACUUGAAGGCGUAAUCAUUGCAGUGAACAUCAAGUCUGCGUUUGUAUUUGUUGAAGUUGCUAUAUUGUGUUUUCAUACUGAAACUAAACUCGCGUAAGAUCUGAAACUGUACAGAACGCAUUUGAAAAUGGUCAGCAGAAAUGUUAAGUAUACAUAAUUUGUAGUUAAAGAGCUAAAAUCUGCAAAAACACAUGGUUGUUUAGGAAGGUAAACACAUUAAUUUGGGCUAAACUUGUCCAAUGUGCUGAUCGAGGAGGUCUGCCUAAUGAAUCAUAGCUCCUUCUAAUUAGCUUAUUGUAGCCUUGUUGUCUGUCAUCGCUGUACUUUAGCUCACCGCUCUCUCAGGCUUUUCCGCUAAAAAAAACACUAAUUAAGAGGAAAAGCAAGCUCAGCUGGUUGCAUAGGAGCAUCAGUCUUCUGCUUCUGCAGUAGCUAAUUGACGCUCCAGAUGUCGGGGUGUUGGUGCAGCCUUACCUCUGCUUGCUGAGCAUCUUCCUGCCCGUGGCUGACCCCAUCUCACUGUCUCACUGUUCUCCAAUUAACCAGCUAUCGAGUCAGCGCCACUCGCGCUCCAGAUGUUGGCUUUGGCCCUAACGGUCAUUGGUUAAUCCUAAAAGGCAUUGUGUUCGAUACGACUCCAACGAUGCAGCCAUGAAUCUUGCUCUCUGCGGGUGCUGCGCUGGAAAAGAAUGUUCUCACUCUCCCUUUGAUUCACUUUUUUUCUUUUCCCUCCUUCUAUUAAAUUGUUCCAUCUUCUGAAGACUCGAAACCUCAUUUUGUUUCUUUUCAGUCUUCUCUCUCAUGUGUGGCCUUUGUCUCGUUUUAACACAGAGCAUUCUUCUCCAUUAUCUUCUCUUUUCUUUAUCUGGAGCAGCCCGCUGGACCGCCGUAACACAGUGUUUGGUGCUUGUUCAACUCUGUAUUCAUAGCCAGUAGGCGAACUGAUCCCCAGCCAGCGAGGGCCUAACCUUCUUCAUACUCACUUUAUAUCGCCCUCAUUCUCCCUUUUUUUUUUUGUAUUCAGCUGUCCUGACAUGAAAAGUUUGGGAAAGAAAACUGCAUCUGAGGCCGGUGGCUCCAGAGCCCUCGGCUGACAGCUGUGAAUGCCAUGACUCAGAGGACGAGCAGACAGCUCAGGCCUCUUGUGAAGGGAUUCACCCAAUUCACCCACUGAGCCGGCAGGGCGGCAGUGGCCAUCGGGGGAUCAGUGUGUGUGUGUGUGUGUGUGUGUGUGUGUGUGUGUGUGUGUGUGUGAAAUGACAUGAAUGCCAUUUCAAUCAUUACUGGAUUGCAGGAUUAAAUCCAUCUUCAUAUAAACUGAUGAGAACGUUGAUUUAAGCUUGAUAGAUCCAUUGUUAUGAUUACAAAAUAAGACUUAGAAUAAGAAUACUUGAAUGUAGCUUGAAACGAAAAUACAAUUAUUACAAUUAACUAAAAACAAUCCGCCCGCCUACUACAAUGGAUGCUAGAUUGUUUUUGAGUUACUCUGGUGUGUUUAUUCCACAAACUAUAGAUUUUUUUUUUUUUUUUUUUAAAAGCUUCCUCCAAAGGACAUCUUCAGUCCCAGAAAAUGAAAAGAGAAACUGCAGUUGUGCCGCUCUUCAGAAACGAGGCCUACAUCUUCACAUUCAUUAUUUUAUUACCAUAGCAACCAGUGCACAGAAUGUCAUUUCUAAGCACUGGAGAGACGACACAGUGGAAACAAAUACAGAGAGCAUAAUCAUGGCUAUUAUUGUCACUUUUAAUAUGAGUACAGUCACCAGAUAUUGUUUUACUUCUUUAAUCACUCUUCUGUUGAAUCAAGCUGUUUUUGGACAGGACGAUGGAGAUAUAUUUCCCUUCCUCUGUGGGCGGUGAUGGUGGCCGUAGCCCGUGAAGCACUUCCUCAGCACCUUUCACAGACUGCCUGUUGAUAAAUGGUGCAUAGUUGCCCUUGUCUAACCUAAAAUCCACCAUCGAUUUGUCUUUCUCCUGCCCCCAUUAUUUUAAGCCCUGUCUGUGAAGCACUGCUGGGCUCAUUGUUGUCCAUUAUGAGCCCUACUAUGACUAUAAGGACAGCACCAUCUGUGGAAUUAAUUUAUGUUGUGUACAGGGUCGAUGAUAUGAUUGUUUUCAGGGGGGCUCAUACAUAAUGCCCGACUGCCAAAAAAAGCAUAAACUAAUAACACAACAGGAUGAUAUCUACCACUGUCAUGACUCUAGAUUUAUUUUUCAUCAAUGACAAACAGACAUUAUGCAUUGAGGCUAUACUAGAUGUUGCUGUUAGAGCUAAAACAUGCAUAUAAUGAAGGCCUAGUUUUCUAUUUUUUACUAAUUAUUAUUCAGCUUUAAUUUACUUUGGCCAGACUGAAAACAUCAGCCUGGAAAUCUCAACAGAAUUACUGGAUAUUUUUGGUUCCAUUUUGAUGAAUUUUCCUAUAUGCUUAUGCGUGUCAUUGUUUCAGAUCUAAAUAGAAAAACCAGGUGUGUGUGUGUGUGUGUGUGUGUGCAACGACCACUGCUGUAACGUUUGAUUGAAUGAAUACAAACUAGAGCAGCCCCUUUUAGAUGCGUUUUUUUUUUUUUUGUUACUGGACGGUCUCACUCAACGCUCUCAUUUUGACCUACGCAGCUGUCUGAACCGGCUCUGUGUAGCUAAACCUCAGUUCACUGUGCAACGCUUCACGCUUCACGCUGACUGUUGAACACCACCUCUAAACACAAACGGUCAGUCCAGCUGUGUGUUGAGUUCCGUUAGCUUUUAGCUAUGCGAGAUUAGCCGUGAACAGACAGAUGCGCACACACACACGCUUGAAGACUUAACAGCACACUAGAAAAUGUAGAAAUGUAUGCUGGAUGUUAAUGAAGCUUGUAAACAUGCAAGAGGGCCAACAAACCAUCUAAUUAGUCGGUGCAGGAUCGAGCGGUACAUAUGGACGCACAAGGCUGUAGCUAUAAAUAGGAAUGUGCCGUCUCCGUCAACAUGUCAGAUUACAUUUAAUGAGCUGAGAUGUAUUGUUGGCCAUGUUCCAUUCAGAAUCAUAUGUUAUACUGGAGCAGCAGAUGCAGCUAUUACAUCUUACUAGAUUGCGGGGAAAUGGAGCUGUGGAUUUGUCUGCUGUCAACUAGAGGCCUGGAUUUAAGUGUUUCUCUUUUUGUUGUUGUGGAUAUGAGGUAACCCUCAGCUUUUAUCCGUGCCUCAGACUUAGAAUGGCUUUACCACUGCCCAACAUCCAACUGGCAUGUUUUCAGCCACGCCAACGUCAUGGAUGUAUGGAUGUCAGUCAGAUGGUCGGUCCACGACUGCAGUCCGAUUCUCUCGAGGUCAAAGAACAGUGGUUAGGAAAAGACAUAUGACGUCAUAUUUUGACCACAGUUGUUUGGACUUCCCCGCCUGAAUCUAAUUCCCCCAUCAGCCACUCGGUCUAUAAGCCGGCCACUUUGUCCCUGUCAGUUCGUCGUGGUUGCUUUGUUGGUUUCUUGCUUUGUGCUUUCCUGUUGGACCGUCGGCCUGCCUGUAAGCCAUCUCAUCAAUAAAUCAGUGAAGUCGUCCUGCUGCCUCCUCCGUCUGCGUUCGGGUCCUGUUGCCCUGCAGAAGCAGCCGUAACAGUUGGAUAGAUUGCCCCGGCCUUCGCUGCAGACAUUUUUAAGUUCCCCUCAGGACUUUAAUAACUUUGGUCCAAUUCAUUAGUUAUUGACCAAAUACUUAAAAAGCAAAUAACAUUCAUUAGCCUCAGAUGUGCUUUGUGUUUAGUGCUAAUUAACAAGUAUGAGCAUGCUAACACACUAAACUAAGAUUGUCAUGUUAGCAUACUGAUGCUAGCAUUUAGCUCUAAAGUACACACAGAGCAGCUGGCGUUGCUUUAGACUCUUAAUCUUGUUGAUAACGAUGGAUUUUUAAAGGCAGCCAUUAUGAUAAAAGGUUAGGGUGAAAAUCCAAUUCUACUCGUGUUUAUCAUAUGAACCACAAUACAAAUAGUUUCAUUCAUCAAAAUGUUGAGAAGACAAUUGAGCAGCAAAAGAUGGCUUCAUUUGUGUGUUUGACAGGCCACUUGAAAGUGAAUGAUCGGUUGGUAGCAUUCCAAAGGAAGGAAACAAAAGCCCUCAUAUAUUACAGGAAGUUGAAAUGCUCUGGUUGCUGCUUGAACAUUUUACAAUGUCAAUAAACUAGCAAUAAUUGGAGCUCAUAUUCACCUUUGUUCAAAGAGGAUCUGUUUACAUAGAAACUGCUGUGAUUCCGUAGUUGUACACGAUACAACAUGAAACGGCUUUGAGAGUCAAUAAAGCGGCUUGCAGUGUCCUUUUACAUUCCAGCUGUUCAACUUUUAGAUGCAGAAGUAAAAAGAAGCAAACCAAUAAACACGGCUCAGUCUCUUUUUGGCUUUCACAUCUGUCCUUGCGUCUCUUCUGUCUGUGUGUGAAUGUGUGGGAGGCGUUAUAAAGGCUAUCAUUGUUAAUUUAAUUAGCUACAAGGUGCCGCGGUAUCUCCAACCAUUCAUGCCAUGUGGUCCAUUAUAUGUUUAAAACUGUGACCGGAGACUGAAAUUCAUCAUUAUCCAAACUAUGUAAUUCUUUUAAUUAGCACGAGAAACGGGCUGAUGGUGAUCAGGUCAUCAUGCUGAGCUCGACGGCUCCAAACUGUAAUUUUGCGCUGAUAAAUGAUGAAUGCCGUGAAUCGUUUUCUUUCAAUUUCCAUCAAUCAGUUGGAAACAUUUGGGACGGAACAUUUGAACUAAAACCAAACAAACUGGGUGUUAGCUGGUGGGGAACUAAUAACACAAUAAUUUGGUUCACUCGCCUGGAGCUAAGUGACAGAGAGCCCGAGUCCCCUGUGUAAUUAACCAGAGAUUUGAGCUCAUGACUCAUCGGCCCGAUUUGUGUUGUGCAUAAAGCUGUGUGACAGCGGUGGAGGGCCGCCGGCUGCCGGUGAUUACGAUCCAGGAAUGGUGCAGGCAGCAAACCUGCAUUUAGAAUCAGCCCUUUGGCUGCACUGAGCAAAACAAUACCUCUGCAAUCCCCUGACACGUUUUAUUCCUGUGGGAAAUGAAAAGGGGCGUUGUCUGAGACUUUGAGAGAUGUUGUUGUUGUUGUUAUUGUUGUUGUUGUGCUCUGAUCCGUAGAAGGUGGUUGUGCUUUUUUGUUGUGCGGGAGUCUCAGAGAGAAGCCCCAGCGGUCCCGGGGUGUUUGCAUUCAGGGAGUGAACGUCCGCCGGUAACUGACAGGCAUCGCUUUGUAUCAGGUGAUCGCUGCCGCGCUCCGGAGUGCUGUGCCAAUUAAAGAGCAGCGGCGCAAGGCAAAGUGGAGAAGAGGACGGCCUCAUGCCUGUGCUGCAGAAGUCUGCAGAUUGGCUUCGGACUGCUGCAGGCAACGACUCCAUUCAGCCUUUCUCUUUGACUGGCUCCAUCACCCAGACAGCAGCAGGCAGGUGGAUAAGAGAAAGGUUUCAUCCACAUCAAUGGCGCGUCUUCAAAGCGUACAGUGUGGAAACAUGAUUAAACAGGCGGAGUGCCGUGGAACAUUGGCAGAGUUCUUCACCGCGGUUUUAAAUUACCCGACUGGAAUUGGACUCACAACGGUGAUGGAAAUGCGUUUGUGUUUGUGUUUCCUGGAAUCUAUGUGAACAUUCCUGUCGGCGGUAAACUUCACUGCUCUCGCUGCAACCCUGGAUCGCUCCUCAGUGGCCACUUUUCAGCCGCCCUGUGCCCAGAGCACUCUGGUCCCACCGCCUUUUCAGAUGAGGUUUCUCUUUGAAGCUGCAAUAGAUGUUAGUUCAGUAACCAUGUACGAUGCGGCGAGGGUGCCGUCUCCUAAGGAUGGCGCAAACGGGAUGGCCCAACCCGCGGUCCCCGGAGCGGGAGCAGGAACAGCCACCGGAUCAGGUGGGCCGACGCCGACCGCAGUGCUGCAAGCUAAAACCGAGGAGGGACAGCCAGGUACGGAGGAAGAGGAGGAGGAGGAAGAGGAGCCCAAAGCAGAGCCAGUCCUGCUGAAAAAGCCACACAGGGAGAUUCUGGACCACGAGAGGAAGAGGAGGGUAGAGCUGAAAUGUAUGGAGCUCCAGGAGAUGAUGGAGGAGCAGGGGUACACAGAAGAAGAGAUUCGACAGAAAGUGAGCACAUUCAGACAAAUGCUGAUGGACAAGGAGGGCGUCAUCACCAGAGAGGGCUCACACACACAACCAGUGGUCAACCACCUGCACUAUCAGCCUGACGAGUAUGAAGGGAACCCUGAAGUGGUUGGCUACGAAGACGGAGACUAUGACCAUCAUUACCACAGUGACAACCGAGUGAAGAGGAAAUCGAGCAGCUCUCCAUCUCCUCGUCCGAAGAAAAGGAAGAAGAAGAAAUCUGGCCGCCGAAGGAGUCGGUUUGGCAGCUCCUCACCCACUCACAGAGACAAGAAGAAAAAGAGUGGGAAGAAACACAAGCGAGACAGAUCUGCUUCUGGCUCCAGGAAAAAGAGGAGACACAGAUCGGGCAGCCCAAAGAACAAACACAAAGACAAGAACAAACAGAAAAAGAGGUCCCCCGGUGAGACCCCCAGUAGGAGUUCACAGCGUCAAGGCAGCUGCUGUAGCUCCCGUAGCGCCUCCCUGUCCUCCACACGGAGCACCUCCAAAUCUCCCGCCAGACUGAACUCAAAGCACAAGAUGGACGGACAAAAGGCGUCGGGCGUUUCGCCGUCCCCGGGCACCAACGCUCCGGCCGCGUGGCACAACGGGGACCACACCCAGCGGAGCCGCAACGGCAAGGCCGGCAGACUCAACCACGGCGAGGGCGAGAAAGGGCACGAUAAGCUCCGUCUGCUGACCGCUAGCUCUGCAGGCAUCCAGUCCACUCUGCUGAGAGAGCACAGGCUCCACAGCGCCCCCAGCAGGAGCCAAGCGGGACAGAUGUGCGCGUCAGGAGAGGCUGGGAGUGUGGAUGGGAGGAACACAGCUGUGGGGAGCUCCGUCACCCAGGCGACAGGGAGGAGAGGGAGCCAGAGAGGCCAGAAUAAGACCUCCCGCUCCCCUGCUCACAGCAGCGACUCGGCCCACUCCCAGCGCAACCCCACCCACAGAGCGAGGAACUCUCGUCGUCAGAGAAAGACAAAAGGCGGCCACUCUUCCAAGCGCCACCACCGCUCCAGUCGGGGUCAGGCACACCACCGGAGCCCGUCGGCGUCUCCGGGACACCACCCACACGCGUCGUCGGGCAGGAAGAAAGAGGAGUCCCGGAGCAAGCCCAACCUCCGGCAGCGCAACAGCUCCUGGAGCAGCGGGCACUCGUCCUCGCGCUCCGCCUCCAGAGACAGGGGCCCCAGCAAGGCCAAGUCCCCACACAACAGACAGAACAACUCCAGAGAGAAGGACAGCCCCAACCGCUCCGACACCGACAGCCGAGCUCGCCGCCGCUCACGCAGCUACUCGCCCAUUCGCAAGAGGAGAAGAGAUUCGCCCAGCUUCAUGGAGGCUCGCAGGAUCACCAGUGCUCGGAAGCGGCCGAUCCCGUACUACCGGCCCAGCCCUUCGUCGUCCAGCUACGACAGCAGCCCGUCGCGGUCCAGCCGCAGCCGCAGCUACAGCAGCUACAGCCGCAGCCGGAGCCACAGCCGGAGCCACAGCCGGAGCCACAGCAGAAGCCGGAGCCGGAGCUGGAGCCGCAGCCAGAGCCGGAGCUGGAGCCGCAGCAAGAGUCGCUCCCGCAGCCACCACAGCUACUACAGCCGCAGCAGCUACGACAGCCCCGGCUUCUGAGCGCCACACACAAACAGGAGUCCCGUUACAUGUUACUGUGCUCUGGUUCAGUCGUGAUCUUUACCAAGCCCUCCUCGGAGCCGUAUGCUGUACAGUCCG